Messenger RNA from Oncorhynchus keta (chum salmon), 4302 nucleotides. RefSeq names its product mucin-3A-like. The coding region runs from base 1419 to 3851 and encodes 810 amino acids. NCBI's taxonomy places the organism in Eukaryota, Metazoa, Chordata, Actinopteri, Salmoniformes, Salmonidae. The record is from RefSeq and is a predicted model, not a curated record. The transcript has 4 exons.
CGCCAACCCAGACAGGCUGACCACAACAGUGAAUCAACCCACCCAGGUGAUGCACCCCCCCCAGGGACGGCAUGAGAGAGCCCCUGCAAGCCAGUGACUCAGCCCCCGUAACAGGGUUAGAGGCAGAGAAUCCCAGUGGAAAGAGGGGAACCGGCCAGACUCCAGAGCCUUUCCGUUCACCUUCCCACUCCUGGGCCAGAUUACACUCAAUCAUAUGACCCACUGAAGAGAUGAGUCUUCAGUAAAGACUUAAAGGUUGAGACCGAGUUUGCGUCUCUGACAUGGGUAGGCAGACCGCUCCAUAAAAAUGGAGCUCUAUAGGAGAAAGCCCUGCCUCCAGCUGUUUGCUUAGAAAUUCUAGGGACAAUUAGGAGGCCUGCGUCUUGUGACCGUAGCGUACGUGUAGGUAUGUACGGCAGGACCAAAUCAGAGAGGUAGGUAGGAGCAAGCCCAUGUAAUGCUUUGUAGGUUAGCAGUAAAACCUUGAAAUCAGCCCUUGCUUUGACAGGAAGCCAGUGUAGAGAGGCUAGCACUGGAGUAAUAUGAUCACAUUUUUGGUUCUAGUCAGGAUUCUAGCAGCCGUAUUUAGCACUAACUGAAGUUUAUUUAGUGCUUUAUCCGGGUAGCCGGAAAAUAGAGCAUUGCAGUAGUCUAACCUAGAAGUGACAAAAGCAUGGAUUAAUUUUUCUGCAUCAUUUUUGGACAGAAAGUUUCUGAUUUUUGCAAUGUUACGUAGAUGGAAAAAAGCUGUCCUCGAAAUGGUCUUGAUAUGUUCUUCAAAAGAGAGAUCAGGGUCCAGAGUAACGCCGAGGUCUUUCACAGUGUUAUUUGAGACUACUGUACAACCAUUAAGAUUAAUUGUCAGAUUCAACAGAAGAUCUCUUUGUUUCUUGGGACCUAGAACAAGCAUCUCUGUUUUGUCCGAGUUUAAUAGUAGAAAGUUUGCAGCCAUCCACUUCCUUAUGUCUGAAACACAUGCUUCUAGCGAGGGCAAUUUUGGGGCUUCACCAUGUUUCAUUGAAAUGUACAGCUGUGUGUCAUCCGCAUAGCAGUGAAAGUUUACAUUAUGUUUUCGAAUAACAUCCCCAAGAGGUAAAAUAUAUAGUGAAAACAAUAGUGGUCCUAAAACAGAACCUUGAGGAACACCGACAUUUACAGUUGAUUUGUCAGAGGACAAACCAUUCACAGAGACAAACUGAUAUCUUUCCGACAGAUAAGACCUAAACCAGGCCAGAACAUGUCCGUGUAGACCAAUUUGGGUUUCCAAUCUCUCCAAAAGAAUGUGGUGAUCGAUGGUAUCAAAAGCUGCACUAAGGUCUAGGAGCACGAGGACAGAUGCAGAGCCUCGGUACGAUGCCAUUAAAAUGUAAUUUACCACCUUCACAAGUGCCGUCUCAGUGCUAUAUAUACCUGCUAGCAUGCGCUCCAGAAGAUAUAUCUCAAUGGUCACCAUAACAACACCCACCCGUAGCACGCGCUCCAGCAGGUAUAUCUCACUGGUCACCAUAACAACACCCACCCGUAGCACGCGCUCCAGCAGGUAUAUCUCACUGGUCACCAUAACAACACCCACCCGUAGCAUGCGCUCCAGCAGGUAUAUCUCACUGGUCACCAUAACAACACCCACCCGUAGCACGCGCUCCAGCAGGUAUAUCUCACUGGUCACCAUAACAACACCCACCCGUAGCACGCGCUCCAGCAGGUAUAUCUCACUGGUCACCAUAACAACACCCACCCGUAGCACGCGCUCCAGCAGGUAUAUCUCACUGGUCACCAUAACAACACCCACCCGUAGCACGCGCUCCAGCAGGUAUAUCUCACUGGUCACCAUAACAACACCCACCCGUAGCACACGCUCCAGCAGGUAUAUCUCACUGGUCACCAUAACAACACCCACCCUUAGCACGCGAUCCAGCAGGUAUAUCUCACUGGUCACCAUAACAACACCCACCCGUAGCACGCGCUCCAGCAGGUAUAUCUCACUGGUCACCAUAACAACACCCACCCGUAGCACGCGCUCCAGCAGGUAUAUCUCACUGGUCACCAUAACAACACCCACCCGUAGCACACGCUCCAGCAGGUAUAUCUCACUGGUCACCAUAACAACACCCACCCGUAGCACGCGCUCCAGCAGGUAUAUCUCACUGGUCACCAUAACAACACCCACCCGUAGCACGCGCUCCAGCAGGUAUAUCUCACUGGUCACCAUAACAACACCCACCCGUAGCACGCGCUCCAGCAGGUAUAUCUCACUGGUCACCAUAACAACACCCACCCGUAGCACGCGCUCCAGCAGGUAUAUUUCACUGGUCACCAUAACAACACCCACCCGUAGCACGCGCUCCAGCAGGUAUAUCUCACUGGUCACCAUAACAACACCCACCAGUAGCACGCGCUCCAGCAGGUAUAUCUCACUGGUCACCAUAACAACACCCACCCGUAGCACGCGCUCCAGCAGGUAUAUCUCACUGGUCACCAUAACAACACCCACCCGUAGCACGCGCUCCAGCAGGUAUAUCUCACUGGUCACCAUAACAACACCCACCCGUAGCACACGCUCCAGCAGGUAUAUCUCACUGGUCACCAUAACAACACCCACCCGUAGCACGCGCUCCAGCAGGUAUAUCUCACUGGUCACCAUAACAACACCCACCUGUAGCACGCGCUCCAGCAGGUAUAUCUCACUGGUCACCAUAACAACACCCACCCGUAGCACGCGCUCCAGCAGGUAUAUCUCACUGGUCACCAUAACAACACCCACCAGUAGCACGCGCUCCAGCAGGUAUAUCUCACUGGUCACCAUAACAACACCCACCCGUAGCACGCGCUCCAGCAGGUAUAUCUCACUGGUCACCAUAACAACACCCACCAGUAGCACGCGCUCCAGCAGGUAUAUCUCACUGGUCACCAUAACAACACCCACCCGUAGCACGCGCUCCAGCAGGUAUAUCUCACUGGUCACCAUAACAACACCCACCCGUAGCAUGCGUUCCAGCAGGUAUAUCUCACUGGUCACCAUAACAACACCCACCCGUAGCACGCGCUCCAGCAGGUAUAUCUCACUGGUCACCAUAACAACACCCACCUGUAGCACGCGCUCCAGCAGGUAUAUCUCACUGGUCACCAUAACAACACCCACCCGUAGCACGCGCUCCAGCAGGUAUAUCUCACUGGUCACCAUAACAACACCCACCUGUAGCACACGCUCCAGCAGGUAUAUCUCACUGGUCACCAUAACAACACCCACCUGUAGCACACGCUCCAGCAGGUAUAUCUCACUGGUCACCAUAACAACACCCACCUGUAGCACGCGUUCCAGCAGGUAUAUCUCACUGGUCACCAUAACAACACCCACCCGUAGCACGCGCUCCAGCAGGUAUAUCUUACUGGUCACCAUAACAACACCCACCCGUAGCACGCGCUCCAGCAGGUAUAUCUCACUGGUCACCAUAACAGCACCCACCCGUAGCACACGCUCCAGCAGGUAUAUCUCACUGGUCACCAUAACAACACCCACCUGUAGCACGCGCUCCAGCAGGUAUAUCUCACUGGUCACCAUAACAACACCCACCUGUAGCACGCGCUCCAGCAGGUAUAUCUCACUGGUCACCAUAACAACACCCACCUGUAGCACGCGCUCCAGCAGGUAUAUCUCACUGGUCACCAUAACAACACCCACCUGUAGCACAUGCUCCAGCAGGUAUAUCUCACUGGUCAUCCCCAAAGCCAACACGUACUUUGGCCACCUUUCCUUCCAGUUCCCUGCUGCCAGUGACUGGAACGAAUGGCAAGAAUCGUUGAAGCUGGAGACUUACAUUUCCCUCACUAACUUUAAACAUCAGCUAUCUUAGCAGCUAACCGAUCGCUGCAGCUGUACAUAGUCCAUCUGUAAAUAGCCCACCCAAUCUACCUACCUCAUCCCCAUAUUGUUUUUAUUUACUUUUGUGCUCUAUUGCACACCGGUAUCACUACUUGCACAUCAUCAUCUGCUCAUCUAUCACUCCAGUGUUAAUUUGCUAAAUUGUAAUUACUUCGCUACUAUGGCCUAUUUAUUGCCUUACCUCCUCACGCCAUUUGCACACACUGUAUAUAGGCUUUCUUUUCUAUUGCGUUAUUGACUGUAUGUUUGUUUAUUCCAUGUGUAACUCUGUGUUGUUGUUUGUGUUGCACUGCUUUAUGCUUUAUCUUGGCCAGGUUGCAGUUGUAAAUGAGAACGUGUUCUCAACUGGCCUACCUGGUUAAAUAAAGGUGAUAUAAAAAUAAAAAAAAUACAAAGGCCCAUUUUUAAUAUCUUAUAUUGCC